This is a messenger RNA of Bursaphelenchus xylophilus (pine wood nematode), 3393 nucleotides long. NCBI's taxonomy places the organism in Eukaryota, Metazoa, Nematoda, Chromadorea, Rhabditida, Aphelenchoididae. The record is from the annotation of a GenBank genome assembly.
AUGAAUCCGCGGUUAUUAUGUCGGUUUCUGAUCCCGCGCCGCUUCGAGAACGCACUCAAUUCGGUGCUGACCUUGAUCUUGCUGGUAAUGGUCGUCUUUUUCUGGCGGGAAUACCAAGACUUCCAUCCGAAACGCUUGCCCGUCAUGGAAGGGAGAGUGUGGCCGACGACCACGGUCCCACCGCACACAAGACCAGUGCCGGGGGUGGUUAGAAAAGGUAGAAUUUUGGAAAAAGAUAAAAAAAAAUUGAAAAAAAUCAAAAAAUUUUUUUCUCAGAUUUUUCUAAAACUUGGCAUAAAUUUAAAUUAAAGCUUUCUAAGACAUAUCCAAAAAUUUUAUCUUGCCUUAUGCAAAAUUUACCGAGAUUUUUAGCCCAAAAGUUGCAAAAAUUAAAAAUUUUUUUUUUCGAUUUUCAAAUUAAAAAAAAUUAAAAAAAGAUCGAAGGAAGAUAGUAGCACUAAAAAUUAAUUUUCUCCAAGCAAUAUUCGAAAAGAUAUAGCCGGAAGAAAAUUUUUUCUCUGACCGUCUCUCCUCAUUUUACGCACUCUCUCCAAAAUGACCUUUUUAAAUUUAAAAAUAUCUCGGCUCCCCUUGAAAAGCUAAAGCUAAAAAUUUCAGGAAUUAAUUUGUGACCCAUUUGCAAUAUUCUUAUCAAAAAAUUUUUUAGAUAUCAAAACAUCUGAAACUUCGUAUUUUAGGUCCCGGCGAAAACGGAGCUCCAGUAAUAUUGCGUAAUAAAGAAAAGAUCAAAGGUCAAGAAGACAUGAAGAAAUGGUUUAUGAACGUUGUAGCCAGGUACGAUCAUGUUUCACCGUAAAAUCGGCAAAAUUCUGUUUGGCGAGCUGCGCCCAGCGCAAACUUCAAAUCCCUCUAAAUCCCGGAAUUUCAGCGAUAAAAUGUCAUUGGACCGCUCGAUUCCGGAUAUGAGACACCCGGACUGUAAAUUAAUAACCUAUCCCAAGGACUUGCCUAAGGCAUCAGUCGUCAUUAUCUUCACGGACGAAGCGUGGACACCAUUAUUACGCACUGUGCACUCUGUAGUGAACCGGUCACCUCCUGAAUUUUUGCAAGAAGUAGUGCUUAUCGACGAUUUCAGUCAAAGAGGCAAGUCUUACGCCAUCUUGGGCUGGAGAGAAACACUUGACCCAAUUUGCCAAGUUUGGGUCAAGUCUUUCUCUCGGUCGAGGAAGGUCAAAUUUUUGAUUUUUGAUGAUAAUAUUGCUAAUUUUAGCCGAGCUAAAGGACAAAUUAGCAGAGUACAUCAAACGUUUUGGUGGUUUAGUACGACUUGUAAGGAAAACAGUGCGCCAAGGCCUAAUCCGAGCCAAAAUUGUGGGCGCCAAAGAGGCCAAGGGCCAAGUCGUGGUGUUCCUCGACUCUCACUGUGAAGCCAAUGAAGGAUGGUAAGUUUUAGGUCAUUUUCUUCAAUUUGUGAUCUGUUUUUUCCUUUCAAAUCACCUAAAUGAAUUUCAAGUGUCAAGUGCAAUAUAAUUUUUUCAAAUUUUAGGCUAGAACCGAUUCUUCAGCGAAUAAAAGACAAUCCAACGGCCGUAGUAUGCCCUACCAUUGAUCAUAUUUCGGCGCAAACGAUGGCUUAUAAUGGAGAUCCGAAUGCCGAAGCAGUGGGUGGAUUUUGGUGGUCGCUGCAUUUUAAAUGGGAUCCUAUCCCGGAAUCGGAGAAGAAACGACGAAAAAGUCCUACGGAGUACAUUCGGUAAGAUUCUACAGGUUCUCCGAGAAGAUUUGAGCGUAUUUUAGAUGAGGGAAAGACUUGACCCAAAGUUGAGUCAAGUCUUUCUCUUGUAGGAUUUUCCAGGGAAAUAGUGUUGCAGUGUAAAUAAAAAAUGAUUAAAAUGCUGUAACGUGUUUUAAAACCAAUUUUGAGCGUUUUUCAUAAGCUUUUUUUACAUUAUCCAUUGCGAUUUUAGAUCUCCAACGAUGGCUGGCGGCCUCUUAGCGGCCGAUCGAAAAUACUUUCUGGAUGUUGGCGCAUACGACGCUGAGAUGGAUAUAUGGGGAGGAGAAAACCUAGAGAUCUCGUUUAGAGUAAGUUCCAGCAAAAAAUUAUAUUAUCCAUGAUAGGUCUGGAUGUGCGGCGGUUCGAUUGAGAUUUUACCAUGCUCGCAUGUUGGUCAUAUUUUCCGAGAUGGCCAUCCGUACAAUAUGACAGGUCGAGGAGGGAAUAAGGAUGUGCAUGGGACGAAUUCGAAGAGGUUGGCGGAGGUUUGGAUGGAUGAUUACAAACGGCUAUAUUACCUACAUCGAAUGGAUUUGAAGGAUAAAGUAAGUUGGAUAGGGUGUAAAAUUCUGUCCAAGUUGGUAUCUGAUCGUAAGAAUUCAUUUUUAAUAUCGAAAAUAUGGUAUUUUGGGAGUUUUCCGAGAGAGAAAGACUUGACCCAUUUUUUGGGUCAACUGUUUCUCUCACAGGAAUUGCUUCAGAAACUGAUCUUUUACGUUGGAAAAUAAAUUUUUACACUUCCGAUACGCAUGAAGAAGACACAUUACGAAUUUUUGGGUCAACUGUUCCCCUCGAUAAGCUUCUUUUUCCAGGAUGUCGGCGACCUCUCGGAACGUCAUGCCUUGAGGAAAAAAUUGAAAUGCCAUGAUUUCAAAUGGUACCUGGACAAUGUUGCACCGGACAAAUUCAUUCCCGACGAGGAAGCCGUAAAUCACGGACAUCUGAAAGCGACCCAAGGCUCUCUAUGUGUCGACACACUGCAACGAGACGAGAAAAUGGAGCAGGAUCUGGGCCUAUUCUAUUGCCAGGGCGGCGGCAGUGCGUCACAGUACAUUUCGUUGACGAAAAAUGGACAAUUGAGAAGAGAAGCGUCCUGUGCGAAUAUAAAUACCAGCACAAGGGUGGUGAAAAUGACUCCGUGUCGGCUGAAGACCGAAUAUGCCGAGUGGGAAUACGAUAAUGUGGUAAGAAAUCGAGUUUUUUACAAUUUGAGUACUGUAUUUUAAAUGAGGGAAAGAGUUGACCCAUUUUGGGUCAAGUCUUUCUCUCGGUAAAAUCGCGGCCGGAAUGGAGAAAAAUUGCUAUAGCAAGUCUUUUUACAAUGAAAUUUAUUCUGUUUUACAUUUCCCAUCGAGAGAAAAACUUGACUCAAAAUGUGUCAAGUCUUCCUCUCGGUAGAUUUUGACCUAAAAAAUUGUAGAAUACGACCUUAGUUGAGAAACAGUUUAAGUCAACUCACAUUUAUCCAUUUUCUUUGAAAUUUAUAAUUUGUCGGUAACUUUUAUAUUACACAUGACAUUAAUUUUCAGACCAACCACGUCAAAAAUACCAAACACAACCUGUGCCUCGACGUAACUGGCCUCAAGAGCGGGCAAAACCUGAAAGUCGCCGAAUGCAAGGACGUCGCGGGCCAGAAAUGGCAAUUCCAAUUCUAA